Messenger RNA from Pyrus x bretschneideri (Chinese white pear), 1956 nucleotides. RefSeq names its product glycerol-3-phosphate acyltransferase 1-like. The transcript is spliced from 2 exons. Gene Ontology annotation, biological process: cutin biosynthetic process. The record is from RefSeq and is a predicted model, not a curated record. Bases 110 to 1723 code for a protein of 537 amino acids. Lineage: Eukaryota; Viridiplantae; Streptophyta; Magnoliopsida; Rosales; Rosaceae. Gene Ontology annotation, molecular function: glycerol-3-phosphate 2-O-acyltransferase activity; phosphatase activity. Gene Ontology annotation, cellular component: membrane.
UAUCUCUCGUUUCUUGCUUUCUUCUACCUUUCUUUGUCGUAUCUUUCAAAACUUCCCUUUCCAUCUCUGAAAUAGGUUUAGGGUUUAUCAAAAAACCACGGUCCUCCCAAUGGUUCUUCUCAAACUCACAGAUGGGAUUUUGUACCAGCCGCUGGCAAACACACGCCAAAGAGCUGCAAGAAAAGUGAGAAACUAUGGCUCCCUCGUGGGCAAUUCUCCUCCUCUCACCUCACCGCAAAAACAACCCUUUUCAUUUCCCAGUUUCACAAAGUGUAAUUUGGCUGGAAGAGACCGUGAGACAAUUGCAUGUGACAUUUUUGGAUCCCUUUUGAAAUCCCAGUCUGUCUUUCCUUACUUCAUGCUUGUUGCCUUUGAAGGUGGCAGCAUUUUCAGAGCCCUUCUCUUGCUUCUAUCGUACCCGGUUUUGCUGGUUUUCGACUAUGAGUACAGAUUAAGGGUUAUGAUUUUCUUCACUUUUUGUGGUCUCAGGAAAAAAAAUAUGGAGAGUGUUGGAAGGGCUGUUUUGCCCAAGUUUUAUCAGGAAAAUCUCAACCUUCAGGCCUAUGAGGUUUUUGCCUCAGCGGGAUUUAGGGUUGUCCUCACAAGUGUCCCUAGAGUCAUGGUUGAACAUUUUCUCAAGGAUUAUAUGGAAGUUGGUGAUGUUUUGGGGACUGAAUUGCACACUGUUGGGCACUACUUCACUGGUUUGUUAUCCGGCUCUGGUUUUCUUGUGAAGCACAAUGCUCUCAAAAAAUAUUUUGGAGACAAAAGACCAGAUAUUGGAAUUGGUUCUUCAAGCCUCGAAGAUCAUCUUUUCAUCUCCCUUUGCAAGGAAGCCUAUGUAGUGAACAAGGAAGACAACAAGAGCGGUACAAAUUCAGCAAUGCUGAGGCAAAAGCAGCCAAAGCCAGUAAUAUUUCAUGAUGGAAGGCUAGCAUUCUUGCCUACUCCAUCUGCAACCCUAGCCAUGUUUUUGUGGCUCCCUCUUGGAAUAAUCCUAGCCAUAUUAAGAAUCUCAGUUGGCAUUAUCCUCCCCUGCAAAAUUGCCCUAUUUUUGGCCUCCUUGACAGGUGUCAAUCUCUCAGUCAAAGGCUGCAUAAACCCCACUUCCUCAAACCCAAAAAAAAAAGGAGUCCUCUAUGUUUGCACACACAGAACCCUACUGGACCCAGUUUUCCUUAGUAUGGCUUUGGGCAAGCCUUUAACAGCAGUCACAUAUAGCCUGAGCAAAAUGUCCGAAAUCAUAGCGCCGAUCAAGACAGUCCGAUUAACCAGAGACCGAAAACAAGACGGUGAAACCAUGGGGAAGCUACUUAGUCAAGGAGAUUUGGUGGUUUGCCCCGAAGGAACAACUUGUCGAGAGCCGUAUUUGCUGAGAUUCAGCUCACUGUUUGCAGAACUGGCUGAUGAGAUUGUGCCAGUAGCCAUCAACACAAAUGUGAGCAUGUUUUAUGGGACUACAGCCAGUGGACUAAAAUGCUUGGACCCAGUUUUCUUUCUGAUGAACCCUGGGCCUGCAUAUUAUAUUGAAGUUCUUGGGAGGCUCCCAAGAGAGCUGACUUGCGCUGGGGGAAAGUCUAGCAAUGAAGUGGCUAAUUACAUUCAGAGGAAAUUGGCUGAUGCUUUGGGCUUCGAGUGCACCUCUCUUACAAGGAGGGAUAAAUAUUUGAUGCUGGCUGGGAAUGAAGGAAUUGUCCCUGAUAAUAAGAGAAAGAAGCCUUAAUUUUCAUAUAAUUAAAAAAAAAAAAUUCCUCAAAGUUUAGGAGAUUCAAUUUUAAUUAUAAGGACAUUUUGGUAUGAAAUGUCUAUAAUGGGUCAACCUAUUUUCUCUAUUUACUCUUAUACCAUUAUUCCAUUCAUCAUGGUAGGUGCCACAUUAAUUAAUGUUUACAUUUUUGUCUAAUGUUUGAAUUAUUGUACGUUACUUUGUAUGGUGCUAUUGUAAAAUAUUCUCCA